Messenger RNA from Limulus polyphemus (Atlantic horseshoe crab), 3857 nucleotides. Its product is annotated as forkhead box protein O-like. Gene Ontology annotation, cellular component: nucleus. The coding region runs from base 827 to 2731 and encodes 634 amino acids. Gene Ontology annotation, molecular function: DNA-binding transcription factor activity, RNA polymerase II-specific; RNA polymerase II cis-regulatory region sequence-specific DNA binding. Gene Ontology annotation, biological process: regulation of transcription by RNA polymerase II. Lineage: Eukaryota; Metazoa; Arthropoda; Merostomata; Xiphosura; Limulidae. The record is from RefSeq and is a predicted model, not a curated record. The transcript is spliced from 2 exons.
GUGUGUUGUGAGGGUUUGGCGUGAUGUUGAUGAUGCCAAGAGUGAAGUAAUAUUGUGUUUUAAAUAAGAGGGCGUACGUACUUUUCAGUCUUUGGGUACACCAUGUACAUUACAAGGUAAGAAUAAGUACCAAUCCUAAAUAUUUUGAAGGCUGGAAAGUCCAUAAAAUUGUCGAGAUAAUGUGGAGCCAGUACUUACUGGCAUUAACGUCAUUAUGGUGUCACCCGAGCUGUUUUUGGCUGUAGCUGAGUGAUGUGUUUAAAGUAGGCAUGUCCGAGGCCUAGUCGUAGCCGCUGUUGGUGCUAUUCUGCCAGGAAAAUUCUCACUUGUAAUGAAUAUAUUACGUAAUUGCUUAGAUUAUGUGACAUGAAGUAAUAAUUUGGCGGUUAAUUAUGAUACCCAGAAUUAUGAAGGUUUUAUUAUUUUUAUCGUGAGACUGACGCCAUACUUCGUCCUGAGACGAACGUAAGUUAUCUCGUGUUUGGAUUCUUCAAGGCCAAACUUUGUAAUCAGUUUGACUAUGUCGACAUUGCGCAAUAACACAACUUUUUUCAGUUGAAUGAGUAGGACUUCCUUAAAUUGACAUUUCGUCACGGCGUACUCGUUUGUUGGGUAUAUGCGAAGGAAACAGUUUCUAAUGAACAAUAUGAUACUGAUAGGAGAGAAGCACGGAUCUAAGUUAAGUUUACUUUUUCAAUUUAAAGAGAAAAAGGUGCUUCAAACGAAGUAAAUUAUUAUUUCCUAAGGCUCUAGAUGUAUUUUGAGUCGUAUUGACAAGAGAGAUAACUAGUGCUUACUAAUAUUAUACUGUUUUAUUACUUUUACCAUGGAGGGUGUAGAAGUAGAAGGUGAUACUGUGUUUGAACCUCAGGGCGAGUUUAGGGCACGUUCAAAUACGUGGCCUCUACCCCGCCCAGAUAACUUCAAUGAAAAAGAUGGAGAAAAAACUGGAGGAACGACAGUGGUCAAUGAACAGAGUCAAGGGUCACCACCAUCUGAUGUCACAGUUGGAGGUCAGCCACCUAAAAAAAGUUCAGCACGUCGCAAUGCAUGGGGAAAUAUGUCUUAUGCAGAUCUCAUCACACAGGCUAUCCAAAAUUCACAAGAUAAACGUUUGACUCUCUCUCAAAUAUAUGAUUGGAUGGUGCAGAAUGUUCCAUACUUCAAGGAUAAAGGAGACAGUAACAGCUCUGCUGGUUGGAAGAACUCCAUUCGCCACAACCUGUCCUUGCAUAGUCGUUUCAUGAGGAUACAGAACGAAGGUACUGGAAAAAGUUCGUGGUGGGUAAUUAACCCGGAUGCCAAGCCUGGGAAGUCCACGCGACGGAGAGCUACCAGUAUGGAAACUCAAAAGUACGAGAAGAAGCGUGGCCGAGUCAGAAAAAAAGUGGAAGCACUGCGAAAUGGAUUGGACGCUAGAUCUACAAGUCCCCCUUCUGCUGAAGGACUGGAUACCUUCCCCGAGUCUCCAUCACACCUAGGCUUCCAGUUAAGCCCAGACUUUCGUCCUCGAGCGUCAUCCAACGCAAGUUCGUGUGGGCGACUCUCCCCCAUCCCUGCUGUGGAAACAGACAUGCAUGAUAACCAAGUUCCGCGCUUGUCGCCAAUACCCUGGAUUCCAGACCUAGGACUGUUUAUGGAGUCAUCUACUAGUUUGGACAGGUAUUGUGCUGACCAACUUGGGAACUCCUUGGCUGAGACAGUGAAACUCGGGGAAGGAGAUAUGGGCUAUCUGUCGAAAAAUCAACCAGGAGAUUCGUCUCCAGCUAUUAGCCCUCUAAGCUCUUCCAACAACUUCAGCUUAAACAACUACCAGUACAAUAAACAAGCAAAUGGUGAUUAUAAAGCAUUUCACUCUACAGUGAGUGAUGACAAGGGCCUAACGGCAUUACAACCUCAUCAGCGAAGUCCACAGCAUAGUCCUCAGUUAACAGAAACCACCAACUUUCAGGGUCUGCCUUCUGGUCACUCAAGCCAGCAGCAGCAACUUCCAACUGUAUUGUCUGCCUUGCAGUCAUUCUCUCCUGGUCUCACCAAGCCCCAACUUUCUAUAAAAUUCUCGAAUUUACAAUGCACAUCCACUGGCCCAUCUAGCCCAAAGCAAAUCCCAAAAGAAGUUUCUAUACAGCAUUUAUCUCCUGGUCACUCCAGGCAGCAGCAACUUCCUAUAAAACUAUCUACCAUACAGCGUCUAUCUUCUGGUCACGCCACCCAACAGCAACACUCAGCAGAGAUGUCUACUGUACAGCAGUUAUCUCCUAGACAAACCAGCCAACAGCAGCUUACAACAGAACUGCCUACUUUGCACAUCAACCAGGAAGAACUCGCCAAAAAGCUAGCGAUUAUUCAAGCUUUGUCUACUGGCCAUUCUAACGAGCAGCAGCUCCCACAGUCUGACAUUUCUUUGAUGACAUCUCAAGACAACGUGGCAGCAUUAACUUCAGGUCAACUCUAUGUAGAUAAUUUCUUAAAUGGCAGUUCCAGUGGUCAAGUACCUGGACAAUUAAUGUCUCUACCCCAUCAGAAUGUGCUGCCAAAUGAUCUGGAUCUGAACAUGGACAUACUACAUGGCGAUCUUGAGUGUGAUGUAGAUCAGGUCAUUCGACAUGAAUUGAGUGUAGAUGGAAACCUUGACUUCAACUUCGAAGUGGUCAAUACGGCCAGCACCAGUGCUAGCACUGUGACGUCAUGCUCCCCUACUACAACGCCAGUAAAUCAAUGGGUACAUUGAACGAACGUUAACCCUAAAUAAAUUGGGAUUUUCCUAACAAGAAAUAACGUUACGUUUUAUAUAAGGUGCUUUGAUGUUACACAUCUUAAAAGCACAAAAUCAUCUGGAAAAAUCAAUGAUUGAUCAUUAAAUCAAUUUGUUUCCAGAAACAUUUUAGUGUCUAUUCAAAUUUAACAGUCUCUUGUAUUUACUAUAUGUUAACCCAUAGGUGACAUUAGUAUAGAUUAUUGAGAUUUUCCAGGUGAGACUAAUUUUCAGAGUCUAAUUGUAAUGUCUAAUAGUAACGUUUGUAUAUUGGAGAGUAUAUUUUUUGCGUCGUGAAAGCGUUUAAAACAACAUAUUAUUGUAUUCAGAGCUUUAUAUGGAUAAUAUGUAAUGAUCUUGAAUAGUUUUUGGCUGAAGACUUAUUUUCAUGUGACAUUUGUUUUUAACGGACUUUGUACUUGUGGGUUUUUUGUCUUCUUUAUUAUCAGUUGUUUCAGUUUUCUUUAACUUGGCUCUACUGUUCAUUGGCAAUACGAUCAGUUUGUUCGUGGGUAGGAAACCGUAGUUUUGAAUGUUAAGUUUGCUCCAGGUUUGUAAAUAAUUAUUCAGGCCUGUGAAAUUAGAACUGAAACUAGGUCUGUAAUAAAGAUAGGGGACAAAAACUCGGAUAAAUGACUCGUUAGUUAUUCUCUUUUCUACUAGGAGGUUUCUGUAGAGGGAUAUAUAGAACCAAAUGAACUCAUUGUUGGGAAAUAUUUCUACGUGUUCCUUCACAAGUGGCUGGCUAAUCAUGUACAUGUAUAUAAAUUCUGUGUAAAAGGGCUAUGUGGUUUAUAAAUAUUUCAGAUUAUAAUAUGGUAUUUUAAGACUAAUUUUAAUUUAAAUUGUCUGGUAUAUUAUGGUCGAAAUGUGCAGCAAAAGUUUAAAUUUCAGCUUCCGACGAAUUAGGUAUCGUAAAUAAUAGAGGGUGCUUAUUUUGAUAGAUGAUGAUUCCGGUAGGAGAUGCAUUUUUAAUUCGUGCAAUAAUAGAAUUUAAAGUUUAUGCUAAAGGAUUCGUUUAGAUCUACUUGAUACACCCAAUAUUUAUUCGUUGUCUAAAAUAGCUAAAACAGAAACAAUUAGGUAUAUAUAUAUAUAUAUA